Desarmillaria tabescens is the source of this 788-nucleotide messenger RNA. RefSeq lists its product as uncharacterized. The record is from RefSeq and is a predicted model, not a curated record. The transcript is spliced from 4 exons. Bases 120 to 620 code for a protein of 166 amino acids. NCBI's taxonomy places the organism in Eukaryota, Fungi, Basidiomycota, Agaricomycetes, Agaricales, Physalacriaceae.
ACCUUUCUUUGUCUCUCACCUUGACGUGCACUUGCGACGUUUAAUUCCCAAAAACCUAGAACGUUCUCCCGUCCCUGGUUCACUCGGAAUCUUUUUUUCACCCUCCGUUUAGUACAAGAAUGACCAUGCAAAGAAUUAAAUUUUUGGUCAAUUUAGAAGAUGAUUUUGAGAGAUAUUUACGUCCUGGACAAUCGGUCUUCAUGACAGUACCAUCGGACGCUACCAUUGCGGACUUGCAAAAAACAAUUAUGAAUGCGGUCAAACUACCUGACUACCCGCUCAUCUCGCUGGAUGCCAACCUCCCAAGCACGGGCCAUGUCUACGCAACUCCAGACGUAGCGCUGGCUUCGGAAGUGCCGCAGAGAAAUGACGGCCUACGUGUUGUGUAUGCCUAUCCUCGGCGAUAUAAUCAAGUGAUUCCUUUGAAAGACGUUUUCUGCAAGCGGGAGGAUACGAUCCGUGCACUUUAUAAUCAAAUAUUGUGGUGGGGACGAAGUCCCUUUAUCGUACACACUUUAAUUCUCUCAAAGUGUUCCGUCUGUUUGACUGGCAGGCUUAGGUGCGCGGCCCUCCGGGUAGUGGAAAAUCCACGCUGCUGGAUCUUUUAUCCAACUAUAUAAUACAGCAAGAACCAAACGCCAAUGUCUUUUAUGUGCCGAAAUGGACAGCGGGCGAUAAUCCAGGGUACUUAGCUUUCAAGGAAAGAUUCUUCCGAAUAGCCUCGGUUUCCAUAGAGUUCAUUGAAGCCGGUGAGCGUCCGGCGUGGCUAUUGAUGGACGAUAUGCAAG